This is a messenger RNA of Ilex paraguariensis (yerba mate), 663 nucleotides long. The record is from the annotation of a GenBank genome assembly. Lineage: Eukaryota; Viridiplantae; Streptophyta; Magnoliopsida; Aquifoliales; Aquifoliaceae.
AUGGCAAGAAAUUGCGCAGUUGCCAUAAUUUUAAUAUUAACCCUGGCAUCAGUGGCGUCGAAUUCUUUGGCUUACAGACCCGGAGACAUCGUUCCCAUGAGCAGAAUGGGUCAAUACCACGCUUCGAGAACUCCUUGGCAUGACAUGAUUGGUCGCCACUGCCCCAUCUUUGCCGUUAAUCGUGAGGUAUUAGUUCCGGUACCAAAGCCAACGGGUUACACUGGAGCUGAUCCCUACAAAUUAUCAUUUCAAGUUGGAAGAGAAAAAUUUUAUAUUCCGUGGCUUUUUGUGGUAAACCGGAAGAGUUCUGAAGUUCCUAUGAUUGAUGUGCAUUUGAGGUACUCUGGAAGCGAUUUGCUUGGGAUCACUGCAAAAGUUCUAGAUAUGCCUCAUCGCUAUGUUGAACUUCAUCCUGACAUUCGUAAACAAUUUUGGGAUCCACAACAUUGGCCAAAGCAUGUGCUUGUCAGAUACACAUGGGAGGAGCAGUCUGAGAUAGACGUGGCUUCUGGAUUCUUUGUUCUCUUUGGAUCAGGGCUUCUAGUGUCAUUUAUUCUCUCGAUCUACAUUUUGCAAUCAUCUCGAGAUAAAUUAGCAAGGUUCGUGAGAGAGACUGUUGCAGAAAGCAGCAUACCUGGUGGAGGAGUGGCGAAAGUUGAAUGA